This is a messenger RNA of Tetranychus urticae (two-spotted spider mite), 1069 nucleotides long. NCBI's taxonomy places the organism in Eukaryota, Metazoa, Arthropoda, Arachnida, Trombidiformes, Tetranychidae. The record is from RefSeq and is a predicted model, not a curated record.
CAAUCGAGUUAAUAGUUGAAAUAUAAAUCAAGUAUAAAAUCUUAUAAGAUAUUGAGGCUCAAAUUUUUAAGGCCAAUGGCCAAAAUCAAGAGAACUGUUAAUAAAUUGAAAAAAGCGUUCGAUGUGCACCAACAAUUUUUACAAACCCAAAAAAUCUCUUGCACUUACUCAUUAGUAUACAUCCGAUGUUGACAGUUUAUCAUCCUUGCUGCUAUCGAAUGCACAGGAUUUUUAGCAAUAAGAAUAAAAUUAAUUUCUGAUUGAUUAAGUGCCCAAACUGUUUUGAAUGAAUGAGGAAACGACAAAGUGGAAAAAAGGAACUGAAAUCACUUCUCGAGAAAUCCUUAAUGUCUUAGUGCUAUUUCAAAUCAGUCUUGGAGUCCUUUACGUUGCCAUUACAUUACUUGGAUUUGUUGCUUUGAAAAGAGCCAAAGAACAGCCUGAUAUUUCAAUUCCAGAUCAACAUAUACUGGAAUUCAAUUUGAUUGUAGGAUGUGUUAUGAUAAUAAAUGGCUAUGCAACUCAGAUAUCAAUUAGACGAGGCUUGAUUGGUCUUCUCCUGAUCAGCAUGAUUAUUAAUUUACUAAUAGUCAUCUUCAACAGUUAUGAACUGAAUCGCAGAUUCACUAAGCAAUCCAAGAAUUUCUCUGAAGAGAUCGCUGGACUUAUAUUGCUAGCCUUCCUCGAGUUUGUUCACUACUUCUCAAUUUUGUAUUAUUCAACCCGACUCUUGGUUACAUUACAAAUUAAACGGCAAAGAAUAGCAUCCGAAAUAGAUUUGUCUAGAAAUGAAGAUGUUUUCAAUGCAGCAAGAUCAUUUGAUUCAUUUGGAAUCGCUCGAUUAUCUCUAUCACCAAGACGAAUGAGAGUUUCAAGACAAGCCAAUCGAUUUGGAUUCCCGGUGAAAUUGGAGUUGAAAAAUUUAAGGCCGGUGAGAAUAGAUUAUGAUUCGGACUCGUCGGAGGAUGUAAGGAGUUUUUGAAGGCCAAGUUUUCCGAGGUUGGUUAUUAUCAUCAAUCCAUAUGGCCUGUUGAGAGAAAUCAAAAUGUAUAGCUAUGUUAAUCUAAAU